UUUGUUGAAUACAGAGCACAUUGUGAGCUGAACAGGAUGUACAUUUGAGCCUCUCUAGAAUGUAACUUGGGUGUGUACGAUAAUUUUCCUCAAAAUACGAUAAUUUUGAGCUGCUGAUACGAUAAUUCAACAUUUCCCAUCUGGCAACACUGCACGGGAGUCUGCAGUCAGCUGGUCAGCGCCCCCGCCCUCCUCUGGACCCCUCUCUGUCCAGCAGCUCCCUCCUCUGACGGUUCUGGCAGCUGCUGCUCCUCACAUGGACGUGUUCGCUGUUCCUGCAGACAGACAGAAGGGAUGGUACCUUUCUCUCAUGGCCCCCAACACUAAAGGACCCCAGUUCGCCUGGCUGGACCCGUCCAGACUUUACUGCAACUCCCAGGCUCUGGCCGACUGUGUGAAGGACCUCCUGGGUCCGUUUCAGAACGACACCGUGGACCUGGUCGCUGGGAUAGACGCCAUGGGCUUCAUACUGGGAGCGUCUGUCGCCAACACUCUUGGGAAAGGUUUCCUGGCGAUCCGUAAAGCGGGUCACCUGUGCGUCGCCACCCAGAACCAGAACUACUCAGACUACUCAGGCAGAGAGAAGGUGAUGGAAGUGAGGACGGACGUGCUGAGACCAGGCCUGAGGGUUCUGUUGGUGGACCAGUGGAUCGAGACCGGAGGAACCAUGAGAGCUGCCAUCCGGCUGGUGGAGGAGCUGGGAGCCACGGUUGCAGGCGUCGCCGUCGUGGCCGUCGAGAACACCGAGGGAGGGAGGUGGAUUAAAGAAAACUACAAGUUCUCCCACUGCGUCCCUGAAGAGCUGCAGCCUCAGAUCGACGGGAAACACCUGGACUCCUUUAAAAACUUCAAAAAUUAAAAUCCUGCGAAGGAGACAAACUGCGACGGACACGAAAUAUUUCAAUCUGCACAUUUUCUUUUAUUUUGAAAUAAUUUUUGCUAAUAACAAAAAUGAUUUGACAUCAUUUUACUCUUUUUUUAAUUAAACUAGUAAACAUUUGACUAAAUAUUUACAGAGACUUUUUUUUAAUAAAGCUCAUUCAGUCAUAAA
Austrofundulus limnaeus is the source of this 1051-nucleotide messenger RNA. Its product is annotated as zgc:174895. NCBI's taxonomy places the organism in Eukaryota, Metazoa, Chordata, Actinopteri, Cyprinodontiformes, Rivulidae. Bases 257 to 859 code for a protein of 200 amino acids. The record is from RefSeq and is a predicted model, not a curated record. Gene Ontology annotation, molecular function: adenine phosphoribosyltransferase activity. The transcript has 5 exons.